CCAGCCCACACGUUGCCUGUAUCUGUACGACGCACUGUUGUACCACAGUAGAGUCUGUCGAGUGUUUAGUUCUGUGCGUAAAUGAACGAAUACAUAAGGGGAGAAAAUACGGGAACCGUAAGGAAUUGUUCCUCUUUCGAUUACUUCCCUUUAAAGUCUGAAAAAAUCAACCAAUCAGGUAUUUUCUCCAUGUUAAAACCACGCGAAGGCUUGUUUACUUCAGCGCCAUUUUGACAUUAGUAGCAGGUUACUCAAUUCGACGUGGAUUUGUACUCAAACAACCGAAAAUGAGAAGAAAACAGUAAGUAAUAUUAAAAUUCAAAGACAGGAGAAUGGACUGCAAGCAAACUUCAGCAUCCACUUGGGAUUUUGACGAGCUGUUGGACGUUUUUGAGAAUCCUUCAAAAUAUGAAGGCAAAUAUUAUCAGAAAGGUCAAUAUGACAGCUCAAUGGACGAAAAAUAUUAUGGCUCACAUAACAUAUCCCAAAAAAGCGCACAUGGCGCCAAUCCAAACUCAGACAUUCAGACGAGCCUGAGGACACAGCAGCCCACUCUCAUGGAGAUCCUAUGCGGCGAGGACAAGCCCUUCCAAAGUGUGUUUCAAGCCAGCAAUCCUGUGAAGCCAAGUCCUGAUAUUGACCUCUCUCUUCCUCAUCUGUCCCCUGAUGUGAUUCAGCAUCUUGAGGAACUACCGACAAAAGACGAUAAGACAAAGCCUGCAUAUGUAUAUCAACCGCCAGCAAAGAUAUCGAAUGGUUUUAAUCCACUGCCUCCUCAAGUUUUUCCUGUACCUACCAUGCCACAUCUACAUCCACUGCCGCCUCAUAGUUUCCCGACAGUAACCAUGCCUUAUCAUCAUCCACUUCCUGCACAAUGUCCAUUGGCUUCUCCAGCUAUUCAUGUUCCAGCCUUGAUUAUCCCGACCAUUGCCUCCCUGCAGCAAGUGCCGAAACCCGACCGCAAGUACACGAGGGCCGUGAGGAAACCGAUCCCCACAGAACUGGAAGACGAAAAAUACAAUGAGCGACGAAAGCUCAACACCCUCGCAGCCAGGCGGUCACGUGACAAGCGCAAACAGCGAGUGGAGGAGCUGGCUAUACACACACGCAGACUGCAGGAGGAAGAGGUUUGUCUGGAGGAGGAACAAAGAGUGAAGACACAAAGAGUUCGUGACCUGUGCAUCCUUUGCGGUGAAGAUCCAGACGAGAUGCUCCGUAAAGUUCACAUGUGGGCGGACUAUGCAGUUAACCUGCAGUCUGGUAGAAAUGACAGAUGGACACGCUCACCAUCAGUUACAGUGUAGAGUAUUUGUGCUUGAAUUGUCUUUACCAAGUACAGAGUUUAUAAGAUAUAAGAUUUUAUUUGAGGCCAUGUAAAACACAGAAUAAUAAAGUGUCCGUCACAACAUGCGGUUUAUUUCAAUGUUCUAGUUGUCAUCAUCAGGUAUAGUGUACUGUAGAAUAUUUGUGUUUUCAUUCUCUCUGUCAAAUAAAGAGUAAACAGGACAGCUCAAUCUUCCUUUUUUCCCCUUUCCUUUUCGAAAUUUAAUUGUGGAGAAAUUAUGUUGCAUUUAUCAAUCAAAAUACACUUUAAAUGAACUUUUGGUUUUGAAUGUUUUCUUUGCAAAAUAAAGCAAUUUUUUAAUUCUAU
Molecule: messenger RNA, 1651 nt
Organism: Pomacea canaliculata
Lineage: Eukaryota; Metazoa; Mollusca; Gastropoda; Architaenioglossa; Ampullariidae
Exons: 3
Coding region: 333-1304 (323 amino acids)
Biological process (GO): regulation of DNA-templated transcription
Molecular function (GO): DNA-binding transcription factor activity
Source: RefSeq, a predicted model, not a curated record